Messenger RNA from Bathycoccus prasinos, 1902 nucleotides. RefSeq lists its product with no specific name. The transcript has a single exon. Gene Ontology annotation, molecular function: protein binding. Bases 1 to 1902 code for a protein of 633 amino acids. The record is from RefSeq and is a predicted model, not a curated record. NCBI's taxonomy places the organism in Eukaryota, Viridiplantae, Chlorophyta, Mamiellophyceae, Mamiellales, Bathycoccaceae.
AUGAUGAUCGUGAGAAAACCAGACGCAUCCUCCUCCCCGUCCUCCUCCUCGCCGAGUAAUAGUAGUAGUAGUAAUAGUAAGAAGAACAAAAGAGACGGCGAGAGCGGCGGCGGCGACGCGGGUGGCGGCGGUUCGCCGGGAACGUCGUCGUCGAUUGGACGAAGGUUCGAUCGAACCAAAAACGCUUCUUCAAAGACGAAUAGCGUGCGCGACGUGGGGACGCCGUCUUCGUCGCCUUUGUUUGGUCACCACCAGAAAACCGGGUCCUUUGGAGGAGGUAAUAAAGUCGCCGAUCCGAUUUGGAUCGACGACGAUUGCGAAGUGGACGACGAGUUUUGUUUCAGCGACGACGGGUUUACGCCAGACGCGAAGAAACGCCGCAACAAUAACAAAGGCCAAGGUAAAACGGUUUCGAACAACGAGGACGAAGACGAUGAAGAGCUCUCCGGGUCUUUUAAAAGAAGAGAAAUUGAAAACGAACGGAAAAUGGUCAAUCGUCUGUGGGAUAAGCCGACGACGUCGGAAGAUUUGUUGCACAUCACCUCGCACGUGCCGGUAAACAGAACAGGGAAAGCGGCGCCGAAAGAAACAGUAAAUAAAACGAGCGCGAAUACUAAAACGAAUAAAAAACACAACAACAACAAGAAACUUCAACAACGAAAAGAAGAAACAGAUGAAAAGAAACAGAAAUGGUUUUACACCAAGGUGACGUUUGUCGCGGUGAUUUUGAAUUUUGUCGUCGCUCUGCCCUCGUCGGUUUUCACGCAGUUACCGUCCGUGUUUACCGGCUUGGGCGUCUUAAAAGCGUUGGAUUGGUUGUUUCCAAACUCGAGAAAACGUUUGAUGCGCAUAUCGCGAAGGAUUCGUCGGGUGAAAUCGAGCGUGAAAAAUCGAAACAUAUCGUUUCCGAGUUUGAAAUUUGCUAGACUCGGGGUGAAAUCCAUCGCGAAUAUCGCGCGUCGAGGCAGCGUGAACGCGAUGAAUCGCGUGUCAUCGAGAACAAACAUCACGCAAAAAUCUGAGUCGUUUGAAAAUCUGAUCAAGGAGGGCCAAAAGAAGAACGAAACCGGCGACACGCUUUCCGCGGUGAAAAUAUUCACCAGAGCGGUGGAACGUCAACCGAUGAACCAGUUUGCAAACAUCGCGCUAUCGAAAUCUCUUUCCGACCGAGUCUUUGAACCGGAGAUUUUCAAAAACAGAGUGAAAGCGAAAGCGUUGGCGGACGAAGCCGUCGACCGCGCGCAGAAAGCGGUUGAAAUCGACAGAAACUCGUGUCAAGCGCACGUGUGUUUGGCGGUUGCGUACGGUCGCGCGCAAAUGUUCUCCAACGAAAACAGAGAAAAAGUUGAGCUCGGUAAAAUGCUCAAAGAGUCUCUCGAUAACGCGUUGAAGAUUGAUCCGAACGACGACAUGGCGUUGCACGUAAUGGGUCGCUACGAGUGGUCCAUGGCUAACUUGAACGGCAUCACCAAAAUGUACGUGAAGAUGAUGUACGGCGCGCUCGCUCCUGGUUCCGCCGAAAACGCCGAAAAGCUCUUCAAGCGCUGCAUCGAACUCAGCCCGAACCGAUUAAUUCAUAAAGUCGAGUUGGCGAAAAUGCUCUUCGAUUUGAAACGCUACGACGAAGCGCACAAGUUAGCUACCGAAGGUCGCGUCUUACCGAUGGAAGACGUCAACUCGGAAAUCGAGCGUAAAAACGCGGACGAAAUCAUCCGAAAAUCAGCUCUGAAAAUGACUCGAAGUCGAAGUUCCAUGAUGGGCUUUGGAAGUAGCUCGGCGCUUUCCAAGAAGUUGAAAUCUCGGACGCCUUUGAAAGACACCAGCAACGCGGAUUUGCAACAACAACAACAACAACAACAACAACAAACGUUGGCCGAGGCGCAACCGCAGCGACAGAACUGA